This is a messenger RNA of Ciona intestinalis (vase tunicate), 1195 nucleotides long. The record is from RefSeq and is a predicted model, not a curated record. NCBI's taxonomy places the organism in Eukaryota, Metazoa, Chordata, Ascidiacea, Phlebobranchia, Cionidae.
CUUAUAUAAUAUGUAAACAACAUAUGUUGUUGUUUCACAAAUUAAACAUGAGCGGGGGACUUGCACCAUCUAAAAGCACCGUGUAUGUUUCGAACUUACCAUUUUCUUUAACCAACAACGACCUACAUAAGAUUUUUGGGAAAAUGGGAAAAGUGGCCAAAGUUACUGUGACAAAAAACAAGGAAGACCGUGAGAGCACUGGCCUUGCGUUUGUGUUGUAUUUAAAGAAAGAAGAUGCAAUGAAAGCUGUGCAUAUUAUGGAUGGGAAGCAGCUUCUUGGUAGAAAACUAAAAUGCAGCAUCGCGAAGGACAACGGUCGAACAAAGGAAUUUAUCAAAAGAAAGGAAUACAAGGAUAAAUCACGAUGCUACGAGUGUGGGGAUUUUGAUCACCUUAGUUACAAUUGUCCAAAGAACAAGUUUGGAGACCGAGAACCUCCUCCAAAGAAAAAGAGAAGCAGAAAACCACAAGUUACAUUCCAUAACAUGAAAAGAACAAAACAAGCGAAACCAGUAAUUGAACCCGAAGAUUCUGAUGGAUCUGGUGAAGAUCCUUCAUUAGAGAGCUUGAGUUGUGUCAUUGCUGAAGAGAGCAUGAAAGCUUCGCGGUCCGAUGUUGUAAUUAGUUCAAGAAAGAAAUACAAAAAAGAUUCGUAUUUUAGUGAUGAGGAAGAUCUGGAUUGAAGAGAGAUUGAACCUGUAUGUUGGGGGUCAUCUGGAACUGAGAGGUAAACCCAUUGGUCUCAACAUCUCUGGCCUAAAAACCCCAGAAUUUCCAAUCUCGACCCAUUUUUUAAGCCCCGAAUGGUACCCGAACACCUCCAUAGAAGGCUCAGUGUACGGGUUAUAAGCAGGCUUGAAACGCAGCUGGUGGACGCCUAGUUUCCUAAAAAAUUCAUGCAGGACGCCCAUGAGGUCCCCGAGUGUCACGCUUCGAUCGGCGACGACUCCCUCCACUUGCUGGAACUCAGCGAGGUGAGUCGCGUCGAGCGUCUCGUUCCGGAAAACUCGGUCGAUGGAAAAAUAUUUGACUGGUUUGAAUUCCUUCUGUUGUGCAAGGUUGUACAACAUGCGCGCACUCACGGCGGUUGUGUGCGUGCGUAGAACAUUCUUCUGAGCUUCGUCAAUUUUCCAGUCGUAUCUGUAACCCUGUGUUAAUGAGAUGUUUUAAACUACAAUACAUAAGAAACCCCAAA